GAAAGCCAAGUGAAGGGGCAAAGGAUGUGACAGGCAGCUCCCUCUCCUUGGGAGAGCAUCCCCGGGGCGGCGCGGUCUACCUGCGGAACGUUGGUUUUGCGGCUUGGGCGAGGAUGCGAAAAUGCUGGACACCAUCCACACCGCGGUGCUGGAGACGGGCGCCAGGAGCGCGUUCUUCACACUCUCCAGGCUCUCCGCAGAGGAGGUCUUUACUAUUUGGGACACUGUUUCUGAAUUUGUUGAAAAGCAACUCUCCUUGAAUAAGGGUGUCUCAAUACCAGGUUUGGGGACAUUCUCCUUCUUCAGGCAGAAGCUGGAAAUCAGCGCCAACAAGCACAUCCUCGUCCAAAGGCCGGUGUUCGUUCUGUCUGAGAAACUCGUGCAGACUCAUGGGCUGAAGCGCAGCAAAAUCCGCACUCCCGGCGACAUCCCGAUCGUGAAGCUGAAUUUCAUUGUGCUGUCCCUGGAGGGCCCCUUUAAAAGGGAGAUCGUGGAAGGAUGCGUCCGAGAGACCCUCUUGUUCUUCUCCCGCUCCAUUGCCAACAAGCAGCACGUGGAGUUCACUUUCAAGGGGAUCGGCGUCCUCGUGAUCAGGGACAACAAAGUGAAAAUGAAAUUCUACAAAGACUUCCUCCAGGCCAUGGAUGGGAGCGGGAAUCUGCUAAAAGCACUUUCAAACAGGCCAGGGACUGGAGAUUCAGUCUUGUCGAGCAGGGAAGGCGCAGUUCCACUUUCUCGAAAUGUGGUCAUGUUUCCCAGGAUGGAGAUGAAAGAAAUGGAAACGAUUACUGAAGAAGAUGAGAAGACUAGUAAAGAGAAGGAGCAGUCAGAAAAAGAGAACAGCAAAAAAGAAAACCUCUCGCCGAAACGUCUUCUCUGCCGCCAAGCCAUUUCCCCAGCCAAAGUGACGGGGAUCAGUUUGUCGGAAGACUUUGAGAAGAACUUUGGCAAAACACCCCCUCCAAGGCUGGCGGCUCCCGUUUCCGAUUCAAAGCCAGAACAGGAAGCCAGCCCUGCUCCGGUUCCAGCUCCAGCUCCUGCCCCAGUUCCUGCCCCCCGAUCCCGGACUCCGUCCCCGAUUUGUCAAGAUCAUGGUAGGGCAGGACAGGAAAUGUGCUACUUGUGCAUGCAGCGCGCUCAAAGGAACAUCCCUGUUUACUUGAAUGAAGAGAAGAGGAGGAAAGAGAAGGAAGAGGACAGAAUAAUCGCGCAGUACUUAGCCCUGCAAGACCACGAGGCCCUGCAGAAGCAGCAGCUGAAAACCUUGGCAAACAGAGAGCAGAACCAAAAAAUCGCUGCAUUCAAUAUAGGAGUCGCUGAAGCCUUAAGAAGCCAGAAGAAUGAAAAAGCUCCGGAAAUUUACAAAUCCUACAUUUUUGAGAAAAGGCCGUCUAGUGCUACCCCUCAUCAAAAACAGGAGGUCUACUCAAAAGAACUGGCAAAACAGUUGGAGGAGAAGGUCACGAGGGAAACCAAGGUGAAGCAGGAUCAGGACCUUAUUGACCGUUUGGAGCAAGUGCACUUAGCAGAAGAGUUAGCUGCCCAAAGAGCAAUGUAUCUCAAGAACAAGAUGGCUGAAAUGCAGUGUUAUAAGAAGGCGUUGGAUUCGCAGAUCAAGGUGAGGCCGGCUCCGCUGCCUCACUGUGAGCCGAACAUGAGCUACGCCAUCUUUGGGAACAACGAUGCGAGCAAUGAGAAGGCGGAGGAAAGAAGGAAGCGAUCUCAGGAGUUCUCCAGGCAUCAACUGCAUGCCGCCGCAGACCGCAAAAGGGCCGCGAUCCUCAGCCAGCUGAUCGAUCAGAGGAGAGCAGAAGAAAUGUUCCAGAGGGCACGGAAGCAGUGGAUUGCUGAGAAGGGAGCCAGGCUGGAGAGGCUCUUCCAGAUGAAUUUAGCCCUGAAGAACGAUUGGAAGAGGAGCGCCGGCCAGAAAAGGCAGCGGGAUCAUGAGGAGAAACUCUUUCAGUGGGCUGGAGACAAGCUCUUUCUACUUGAUCAGUGCGCAAAGUAUCGGCGUUGCUACCAGUGCAAGCGGCGCCUGAACGGCUGCGGGGAUGGCAACGAAUGGACGGACAAUAGAUAUAUCCCUGGCUCCCGGUUAAUUGUUUGAAGAAAGUUCAGCUUCCCUGCUCCUUCCCUUGCCUCCUUUCAACUUGUAAAAACUGUCCACCGCUUGACUUGGUCCUCGCAACACCCCAUAGCAAGUUCUGCCACUUUCCAGCUUAAUAUUUUUGCCCUUCUGUGUUUGGUAGGUUUUUAUGGAGAAUUAUGUUGAAUUAAAAAGAAUAUGGAAA
Heteronotia binoei (common prickly gecko) is the source of this 2291-nucleotide messenger RNA. RefSeq names its product coiled-coil domain containing 81 (gene CCDC81). The record is from RefSeq and is a predicted model, not a curated record. Gene Ontology annotation, cellular component: centrosome. Bases 122 to 2107 code for a protein of 661 amino acids. The transcript is spliced from 15 exons. NCBI's taxonomy places the organism in Eukaryota, Metazoa, Chordata, Lepidosauria, Squamata, Gekkonidae.